GCAACUGAGCGAUGCGCCUCUCGGAGAGCCUGAUUUUACGCCAGAUUUGACAUUUACGCCGCAGAGUAUCCUGCAUUCGUAUAUUUGAGUGACACACAAUUUUUUUAAAAAAAAAAUCCCUAUUCAUUUAAAUUUUUUUUUACAUAAUAGUCAUUUUGAAGAAAAAUAUUCCCAGGACAAGGUUUUCCAAUACAUAUGUGAAAACUGACCACUAGCAAUAGAUAAUUUACCUUCCGAACGAUCCCCCGAGGGGAGGAUUUGCUUUUCAACAACGCAGAUUUCUUUGAUUUUGAGAGCAGCCAUUGAAAACCGAUAACUUUGAUGAAGAUGAUACAGGACACGUCGGACAAACUCGCUUGAUUUUGAUGAAUUUCUGAGCUCACAGUACGACCAUUGAAGAAGCAUCUUCAGGCAAACUACAGGGAGAAGAUCUGCCUCACUAACAGGCUGUUAUAAGGUGGGCAACAAUAAUCGGCGGCCAUGUUGUCUGUGGAUGAGCCACUGGACUUGAAGCUUCCCUCAGGUCGCACAGACGGUCCAGGGAUACUGGGAAAGAGGAGCUGCCCGUCCUCUAUUUGUGCCCACAUCAGCAUCAAACGACUGCGGCUACAGUGCACAACUUUUCCAUCGCCUCCUUCUUCUCCAGAUUCCCUGUCUUCCUCUCAAGAACGACCUGGGUCCUGCUUCACCCCUCCAGCCAUGGACCUCAGCCUGUCCCCCUCCUUGCGCCAUGCCUCUUCUCUCUCCCCAUCCCCUUCCUCGCCAUCCUCCCUCUCUCCAUCCUCUCCCAUGGAGUCCCCUCAGAGCAGCAGCAGCCCUCAGCCACACCUCUUCUCUCGGGAAUCACCUUUUCACCGAGGUGUGGAACCUGGUGCUUCACCACAGGGCUAUCCAUUUUAUGUCCCAGUUAGAAGUCCACCAAGAAGCUACAGCUUUCCCUCUUCCAUGUUCAUCAGUCAGACUAGAGAGAAGCCGGUUUCUCCGGAACCCUCCAUGGAUGCUCAGUUGGCCUGUCGUUGGAUGAAGUGCCACCUGCUGUUCGAUUCACUGCAGGACCUGGUGGAUCACAUCAACGACUUCCAUGUCAAGCCUGAAAAGGAUUCUGGAUACUGCUGCCAAUGGGAAGGCUGUGCUCGAAAUGGGAGGGGCUUCAAUGCAAGGUAUAAAAUGCUGAUUCAUAUCCGCACACACACCAAUGAGAAGCCACACCAUUGUCCCACCUGUAACAAGAGCUUCUCACGUCUGGAGAACCUGAAGAUACACACUCGCUCGCACACAGGGGAAAAGCCUUACAUCUGCCCCUAUGAAGGCUGCAGCAAGCGCUACUCCAACUCUAGUGACCGCUUCAAGCACACUCGCACCCACUAUGUGGACAAGCCUUACUACUGCAAGAUGGCAGGCUGCCUGAAGCGCUACACAGACCCCAGCUCCCUACGCAAGCACAUCAAGGCUCAUGGGCACUUUGUUGCCCAAGAGCCGGGGAGUUCAAGUAGGUCAGGGACAGGGCUGGGCCUUCCUACCCACCAGAGUGCCACUGAACAGCCCUCUGUAGGCGGGACUCCUGUCAUCAUCCCUGGGGCUGCUGCAGCCCUUCUUGGGGGCCUUGGGACAUCCUUGCCACUCUCUGCUUUCUGCCAUGCCAGAGCUCUAGGCCACCACCGGGCACCGCUCUUUUCCAUGGGUGGAGGAGGAAGCAUGGGAUCGCUCAGCCUUUCAGACUCCCCACUGUUGCGCUUUGGACUUUCAGCUGCGUCUAUGUUUGGGUUGGGGGCUUUGGGAGGUCUGGGGCAGGUGGUAAGAAGGGAGCCAGAGGACGGGGAGGAAUCAGAGGAAGGAGAGGACGGGGAAGUGCUGAACCUCUCUGCAGGGGUUGGGGCGAGACAAAGUGACGCUUUGUCUUGGGUGGUGGUUCCAUCAAGGGCGCUACUCCUCAAACCAGCUGUUGUUAGUUAAGAUGAACUGUCAGCAACUCAGAGAACCAGAGAGUUUGACUUUGUGUUUUUCCAGCCUGCCAUCAUCAUUAUCAUACUAACAUUUUAUCAGAAAUCACUGGCAUCUCACAGGGAUACGUGCAAGAUAUUCUUUGGUUUGGGCGUUAAAAUGUAUUAGUGUAAUAGUUUAAAAAAAGUACAUAACAUGUGUGACUCGCUCUGGAUACUUUGGUGCCACAUUAAGAUACACUGAAAUGUCUUUAUGUUGGCAUAUCAUGGAAAAUUCAGAUAAUUCUAUCUACAGUCCCUCAGUGUAUGCCUGCAUCACUUCCUUUUGUUGAUAUAUUGUUGCUCUUUAAAACAGGACCUUUACUUCCUCAUUUAUGUUGUAUUAAGGAGUUAAACCAAAGGUGUAGAUCUCUGUGAAGCUGGUGGCUCCUGACAAAACACUAGUAUUUAAUACCCGGGCAUGAAACCUUAUUGGUUUUACUAACAUAAUGCAGUGCAUAUGACUGUGGAAAGCUUUUGUGGGUGUAUAAGGUUAUAAAAAUCCCUUCCACAGUUAGAGCCAUGCAACAGUUCAGCCAUUCCAACCAAUAAUAACUAAAGACAGACUUGAGUACAGUGUUCUUGUAAUGAGCAAAACUCCAGCAGGGCCUUUUUGUACUGCAUAACAGUUAUUUUUUACACCAUACAUGCAUUUAGCUGUCUUAACUUUGAAAAGGUCAGUUCAUCCAUAUUGCAAAGAAAAGAAAAAAAGCCAGAUCCUUAAUCGUAGCAUGCAGAUCCACUUUAUAUAUUUUUUUCACAUUGACCUGAGAUACCUACUGAGUAUCUCUAUAGCUCUAGUUGUUAUCUGGGUAAUAUUAAAUCAUCAGUGCAAACAGUUUCUCCUGUUGAAAUACUCCUAAGGAUAGCAAUGUUGUUUGGAUAAUUUCCUCAACCACUAUAGCUGUUUGUAGUUAUUAGUAGGCUUGAUAAAAGGUCUCGGGCAUUUAAAAUUUGUUUGCUUUAACUGGUCUCUGGUUUUAAAACCCCAGAUGAUGAGUAAGAGAACCAAAGGUCAAAAAGUAAGUCCAUAUAAUAGUGACUCAUACAGUAAUGACCAGGGAAAACAUUGUGAUUGCCCAGCCAUCACGUAUACCCACCUUCAUAGUCUGUUUUACUCUAAAUGAAACCACAGUUUACCAAGUUAAUAUCAUGGUGAGACUUGAAACUGGGGCCUGAGAUCAUAAACCCACUAGGAAAUGUUUACUCCAAAGAGAAACAAAACCACAUCGCUGCACAGCUAAAUAACAGAAGUUAGGGAAUAUGUGUAAUCUGGGUGAACUGAGCCUUCAUAAACCCAUCUUUUUAAUUUCAUCUACAGCUUGAUUUCCUAAAGGAUUUUUCCACAGGCAAGCUCGUGGAUUAAAUUUACCAAAGCUGCUAAGGAAAAACAGCUGGCACCCCGGCCUUGUGUAGUUUUUAAGCUCGACAACCCCCACAGAGUGCUUCCAUCGACUCAGAUUGUUUCCUCAACAAUAAAGAUGUGAGGAAACAAGGAUGUGGGGAGCAAUAGGAAGUACAGUCCACACACCAAAACACACACAAUUAUGUAAUAUUAAAACAUACAAUACAGAGCUACCCUUGAUACAGUUGAUUUUAUUUGAGCAAAGCUGUUUACACAAUAUUUAUGCAUAUGAAGAGGAAAUUAUGUGUUUAUGGAAAAGAUUUUGCACAGCAGUCUUCUUAUAGAUUGUACUUAAGUCAGUUUGAAAUCAAAAUCUUUGACUCGGUCUGAUCAUGUAAAGGUUUCUAUGGUUUCAGUUUGGUACACCAGUUGCUACGUGCAAUAUGUAGUCCUGGUAUAUCCCCUCACCUGCUUAAUUUCCAAGCCAAAAGCAAACAGAAUAAUUGCCUUGCCUCCAACCCCCAAAAAUAUUGAUUUAAAAAUGCUAAAUCACAAGAGGUCUCACACUACACAGGACAAUGUCAGCAGUUAUCGCACUAAUUUGCACAUAGAAAAGUGCUCAGUGUUGCUCUCAUAUCUCCACUGCUGUUUAUUUUAGCUAACAGUAAAACCUUGACUCAGACUUAGAACACAAUGACGUGUGACAGAUUAUUUUCAACACAAAGCUAUGUUGACCAUGUGAUUUUUCUAAUCGCAAGAAGAACGAACUAAAAAAAAAAAAAACGAAAAACAAACAUAUUGACACAAGUGAAGGUCAGAGCUCCUUCACUCGCAGAUUAUAUUAGUUUAGUGUUUGUUGUACUAAUCGUUUCAAGACAAUGGUCUAAACAGGAUCAGCCCUGCCUGAAGGAAUAAUUCUUGUGGGUAGACAAAGGUGUGUAUAUGGCAAUAAUAAUUACACAUUUGCUUUGAACAAAUGUUGAGACAUGGCAUAAGUAGGAACAGAAAAAAAAGCAGUCUGUCCAGAGGCAGUGAAGGGGAAGCGUUUGACGAUGGCCACACAUGGCCAGUAUCUGUGUUGAUCUUGUAUUCCUGUUUGCACAUCCUGAUCAGUAUUUCAAAGGUGCCCCAGUAAGUGCCUUGUGUUUCAGCUAAAAUAUAUCACUCAGUAUAUGGAACAUAUGUACUCAGCUGUAAAGUGCAUAUAUAUGCUUUUUUUUUUUAAAUUACAUUUUAGGAAACGUUAAACUUUUUAAAGGCUUGACAACAGAUGUGAUUUGUACAUCAGGGCGACUGCAACACCUUUUAAACACUCCACCAAUGUUUAUGACUAUGGCAAUGACUCAGUGUCAAUAAAUGCAUUAAAGGAGAGAGUGUGACACCAUUGUGUAAUUUUUGUGCUGUGAUGUUUUUUGUUUUGUUACUUUACAAGUUGAAAUAGAAGACUACAUGGUAGAAUAAAGAAUUGUAAUAAA
Pundamilia nyererei is the source of this 4799-nucleotide messenger RNA. Its product is annotated as zinc finger protein GLIS2-like. The coding region runs from base 481 to 1953 and encodes 490 amino acids. The transcript is spliced from 7 exons. Gene Ontology annotation, cellular component: nucleus. The record is from RefSeq and is a predicted model, not a curated record. Gene Ontology annotation, biological process: regulation of transcription by RNA polymerase II. Gene Ontology annotation, molecular function: DNA-binding transcription factor activity, RNA polymerase II-specific; RNA polymerase II cis-regulatory region sequence-specific DNA binding. Lineage: Eukaryota; Metazoa; Chordata; Actinopteri; Cichliformes; Cichlidae.